This is a messenger RNA of Clupea harengus (Atlantic herring), 1282 nucleotides long. RefSeq names its product endothelin-converting enzyme-like 1 (gene ecel1). Gene Ontology annotation, biological process: protein processing. The transcript has 12 exons. Gene Ontology annotation, molecular function: metalloendopeptidase activity. Bases 13 to 1140 code for a protein of 375 amino acids. Gene Ontology annotation, cellular component: plasma membrane. NCBI's taxonomy places the organism in Eukaryota, Metazoa, Chordata, Actinopteri, Clupeiformes, Clupeidae. The record is from RefSeq and is a predicted model, not a curated record.
CUCCAUAACUACAUGCUGUGGCGGGUGGUGGCUGCGCUCAGUGAGCAUCUCUCCACGGCGUUCCGGAGCAGCAUCCAUGAGUUUUCCCGGGAGAUCGACGGCACGGAGCGUCAGACGGAGCUGGGCCGCCUCUGCCUCUCGCAGGCCAACAAACACUUUGGCAUGGUGCUGGGAGCGCUCUUCGUUCAGGAACACUUCCCCACACACAGCAAGGCAAAGGUCCAGGAGCUGGUAGAGGAUAUCAAACAUGCUCUGGAUGUAAGACUACAGGAGCUGGACUGGAUGGAUGAACCAACCAGAGAAGCUGCCAGAGCCAAGUUGCAGGGCAUGAUGGUGAUGACUGGGUAUCCAGACUAUCUGCUUAAGCCAGAGCUAAUCGAUCGAGAGUAUGAGUUUGAAGUAAAUGAGAAGACCUACUUCAGGAACAUUCUGAACAGCGUCAAAUACAAUAUAGAUCUCUCCAUCAAGAAAAUACACAAGGAGGUGGACAAGACUACGUGGCUCCUUCCACCCCAAGCACUGAAUGCAUAUUAUCUUCCAAACAAGAACCAGAUGGUCUUUCCUGCAGGCAUACUCCAGCCUACUCUCUAUGACCCCGAAUUUCCACAGUCCCUGAACUACGGGGGAAUUGGGGCCAUCAUAGGACAUGAACUCACACACGGAUACGAUGACUGGGGAGGGCAGUAUGAUCUCUAUGGCAACCUCAAGCAGUGGUGGACGGAGGCGUCGUACAGAAAGUUCCAGAAAAAGGCAGAAUGCAUCAUCAGUCUCUAUGACAACUUCACCGUCUACAACCAAAGAGUCAAUGGGCGUCUGACUCUGGGGGAGAACAUUGCUGAUCUGGGAGGACUGAAGCUCUCAUACUACGCGUAUCAGAAGUGGGUGAGAGAUCACGGUCCAGAGAGACCCCUGCCUGGUCUCAAGUACACACACGAACAAUUACUCUUCAUAGCCUUUGCUCAGAACUGGUGCAUGAAGAGGCGGUCCCAGUCCAUAUACCUCCAGCUACUGACAGACAAACAUGCUCCUGAACACUGCAGGGUGAUCGGCAGUGUGUCUCAGUUUGAGGAGUUCGGCCGUGUGUUCCACUGUCCCCGUGGCACUCCCAUGAACCCCCAAAACAAGUGCUCUGUCUGGUGACCCCUGACCCCGUGACCUCCUGACCUCUGAACCUUCAUCCCUACCUGUGCGCCACUCACUCCGUCACCAUGGAUACAAUCAUCAGGGCAGCAAGAAGAAACACCAAUUGACCAACACACACACACACACACACACACACACA